AUGGCGCGCCCCGUCGAUCGGGCCGUUGUGCAACCCGUUACGCGCAUCGCUGGCCCCACCCGUCGCUCGCCCGUCGUCCCACCGGCUCGCUGUCCCGCUGCUGCUGCGCUAGCGAGGACGACCUGCGCGAGGGCGCUCGUCGCGCCCUACCGUUACGGCCCCAAUUCACCCGCGGACCCGCCAGCAAGAGAGCCAGCGGAUCCGCGGACCCAUCCCGCCCCCCCCCCACCGACAACUGCCGCCCCACCCCCAUCUCUGACUCCGUUUCCAGCGGGAAGGGGAGGAGGUCCGCCUCCUCCUCUCAUCCCCUGCCCCGUACCUCCCGUAUUGCCCGAGUUCCCCGUGCUUGCCCCAUACCCCACCCGUUUCACCCGUGCUGUCCGUACCCGGUUGGGCCCCACCCGUUUCACCCGUGCGUCCCGUGUUCCCGUGCUGCUCCCGCGCUCUCCCCGGGUUCCCAUGCUGUCCCCGUGUUCCCGUGCUGUCCCCGUGUUCCCGUGCUACUCCCGUGCUGUCCCCGUGUUCCCGUGCUGUCCCCGUGUUCCCGUGCUGCCCCCGUGUUUCCAUGCUGCCCCCGUGCUGCCCCGUUUUGCAUGUGUCGUGCCCGUUCCCGUGCCGUGUUGCCCCGUUCAGCCCUUGUCCUGCCCCGUUCUGCGUGUGCUGCCCCGUUGUCCCCGUGUUGCCCCGUUCUGCCCGUGUUGCCCCGUUCAGCCCGUGUCCUGCCCCGCUCUGCCCGUGUUGCCCCGUUCUGCCCGUGUUGCCCCGUUCAGCCCGUGUCCUCCCCCGUUCAGCCCGUGUCCUGCCUCGCUCUGCCCGUGUUGCCCCGUUCAGCCCAUGUCCUGCCCCGUUCUGCCCGUGCUGCCCCGUUCUGCUCGUUUGUGCCCUACCCGUGCUGUCCGUACUCGUUCGUGUCCCACCCGUGCUGUCAGUUCUUGUUCGUGCCCCACCCGGUCUGUGCUGCCCGGUCUCAUGCUGCCCGUCACCCCCGUGCGGCCCAUCCCGUACAGCACCUAG
This is a messenger RNA of Closterium sp. NIES-65, 1014 nucleotides long. The record is from the annotation of a GenBank genome assembly. Lineage: Eukaryota; Viridiplantae; Streptophyta; Zygnematophyceae; Desmidiales; Closteriaceae.